This is a messenger RNA of Suillus clintonianus, 1449 nucleotides long. RefSeq lists its product as uncharacterized. Bases 118 to 1281 code for a protein of 387 amino acids. The transcript is spliced from 4 exons. The record is from RefSeq and is a predicted model, not a curated record. Lineage: Eukaryota; Fungi; Basidiomycota; Agaricomycetes; Boletales; Suillaceae.
AUAGGUUUUUCUCUUUCUGCUACAAGUUUCAUCCACCAAAAGGUCAAGCGGUAUCCCUUGUCAACAGCUUUUUAACUAGCAAAACCUGGCAAGGGUUUUAUCGUCUUGACCAGCUUCAUGCUCACGCUUAGUCCUGGUUCGGUCUGCGAUGUGUGCGCAGAAGAGUACGGCCCGCAUUGUGUUCCUCAUUCCAUCCCAUGCGGUCACGUCCUCUGCUGGAGUUGUUGCCAUAAAAUCAUACAAAAGACACCGCCUCAUCUCCAAGCUGCCUGUCCUUUCUGUUACAGUCGUUUCAUUAGCGACAAUGUGCGUUUGAUCCGCAUUGACUUUUCAGAAAGCGGAUGGGCCGGUCCUCGAAAGGAAGACCGGGGUCCCUUCGUCGAGCCAGAUUUCUCGCAUCCACACGCAGAGGCUCGUAGGCUGGAGGAUAAAGUGGCCAGGGUAGCUGCUAGAAAAUGCACAGUGGAAGAGGUUUCGACUUUACACAACGAGCUCCAAGACUGGCUGGGUCAUGACAAGAGUUUUCUCGACCAGCUUUCUUCUCUAUCCCUGAGUGCUGCGCUGCUCAGGGCGAUUUUGAUGAAUCACUUCGCUCAUUCAGAAGCUACGAAAAUGGCAAAGGGAGUCCAAGCUACCCUAAAAGGGAAGCUAGCCGACAUGGAAUUAAAUGCCAGCAAGCUAGAAACCGACCUAAAGCAGUACCAAGCCCUCCAUGCCCAAAAAAUACAAGAAUGUCAAGCUCUUCGAGCAGAGCUUAGCCGUUAUACUCUUAAGUCUGCUUCCGCUCAAGCUGCAACGUCACCUCCCCGCCCGAGCACCACCGCUCCAACUAGAUUAAGCGAGCGGCGCCAAUCAGUUUCAUCAUCGGCGGCACCCCCGUACAAUGUACCAGCCAUGCCAUCUAUGAUCUCGCGUUUAGCAGCUACUCAUUCUCGAAGUGUCUCCGCUUCUGCUGCCGGAGUCCCAAGUCCAACGACACCCACACACGUGACCUCACCAUCAAUGAGGUCACAGACCCCAACGCAAGCGUCGAUGCUGUCAUCUCGCUUACAUUCUACGUCCCCCAUUCCACCCUCAAGACCGCGAACAAUCUCCAUCUCCGCGACGUCACCUCAAAAAACAACUCGUUUACACUCCGCUGAGCAGGAGAGGGAGCGAGGGGUUCACGAACGUUGGAUGCCGUCACCAAACGCAGCAUACGCCCCACCGACGGGCAAACCUGUCGCCUAUCCACCCUACUUUGGUUCAUCCCCACCUCCUGGCCGUAGUAGUCGCUCCUAAGAUUAGACAAUGCCCAAACGGCCAGUCGACACCAAAACAAAAAGUCGAAGACGCCGCAUUUGGGUGAUUUCGCGAGGCUAUCUUCCGUGAUCGGGAGUCAGGAUUCCAGGUACACAUUUACCACCCCAGAUCCACACGUUUAUGUCGCAAUGCAUUAGAUUCAUCUUC